AUGUCAAAUGAUGUCGAGCCACGUAUCCAUGAUGAUGCAUCUGUUGACACCUCGAUGAAAGAACGUCUCCAUGACAAAAGAACGGCUCAACGUUUAUCUUCACGACAUGCAUCAUCUCAUCGCACUCGCACUUUUUCCGAAGGUGAUGGUGGAUUAUCAUCUUUGCAACGAAAGAAACGGCUCUGUGAGCUGGUUGAGAAGCGAGAACAACCCACAUCAUCAUCUGCAACAAAAGAGACAGCUGUACAGCAACAGACAUUGGGUCGUCGGUGGCCGAAUCCCAACAAGACUGACAAAGCUGGGCGCACAAAGCUUUUCGGGUGCACAGCAGCGGGUGAUCUUGUCAAAGUCAAGGAGCUCAUAGCUUGUGGUGCCCAAGUGAAUCAUCGUGACAAUGCUGGAUGGACACCUUUACAUGAAGCUGCUCUUAAAGGUCAACUCGAUGUUGCUCGAUAUCUUAUUGAAUGUGGUGCCCAAGUCAAUGUACGUGGAUUCGGCAAUGAUACGCCUCUUCAUGACGCUAGCGCUGCGGGCUUUGCUGAUUGUGUACGACUACUCAUUAAUGCUGGUGCCGAUGUUUUUGCAUUAAACGCCAACAAAGAGACACCACUCGAUGUUUGUGAUGACAAGAAAUGCGCGUCGCUAUUGAGGAACAAGAUGCAACAACUUGAGCAAUUGGUGCCACAGGACAAAGAUGGCCGUACCGAAUUACACAAAGCAUGUGCUGAAGGCGAUUAUGAUCAUGUGGCGUCGUUACUAAAGCAAGGUGCCAAUGUGAAUGCUCGUGACAAUAUGUCAUGGACACCUUUACAUGAGACAGCUUGUCAAGGCAGCACAGCUAUUGCACGAUUACUUAUUCAACAUGGCGCUGAUGUCAAUUAUCCUGGAUAUCGAGGAUCUACAGCUUUGCAUCGUGCCAGUGCCACAGGCUAUACCGAGCUUGUUCAAUUUCUACUCGAAUCAGGUGCCAAUGUUGAGCUCCAAGAUGAUCGUGGUAAUUGCCCUUAUGAUGUUGCAGUCGAUCAUGCAAUGACACGCCACUAUCUUGCUCUUCGCAUGGAUGAGUUACGUAAAGAACGUGCUGCGAGCGAUGCCAUUGAUGAAAUCACUUUCCAAUCCCACAAGAAGCAGCGACGUCAUGGCCCUGAUGCGGAUAACGACAAAGGCACCUCCGAACAAUCACGUCCACUAUCACGAGAAGAACGCAAAAUACAAGCUAUCAUGCGCACAUUUGCCACUAUGGAGCAAAAGAAACGUCCAAGAAAAUCAUCAGUAGCAGACAACAAUGACGACGACAAUGAAUUAUCAUUCGAGGAGUAUUCAAAAAACCUUCGUCGCAAACGUCGUGCACGAACGCAAAGCUUGUCAUCAACAUCACGUGAAUCUUCAGUAUCACUCGAUCCUCAACAAGUGGUUCCGGCAACAACAACAACACAACAAAAGCCGGCAGCUGAUCCUCGCAAGUUAAAUCCAACAAAAAAAGAUGCAAGUGGUCGUACGUUUCUACACAAGCGCUCUGGAAGAGGUGACAUGCCCGCCAUGGAAGCAUUGCUUGAAGCUGGUGCCAAUCCCAAUGAACAAGAUAAUGCAGGAUACACACCAUUGCAUGAAGCUGCAUUACGAGGCCGUACACAAGCUGUACUACUUCUUUUACAACAUGGCGCUGAUGCGAAUGCCAAGGGUGCUGAUGAUGACACGGCAUUACAUGAUGCAACAGCUAAUGGCCAUACUGAUGUGAUACAUCAUCUGCUCAAAUUUGGUGCCAAUCCUCAUGCGACCAAUGCAAAAGGAAUCACUCCCAUUGAUAUCGCAGUUGAUAGUGGAAACAGCAACAUUGAACACUUAUUACGUCAAAUUCCUGCAUCAUCGCAAGAACGCAAGAAACAGCAGAGCAGCAACAUCCACAAUGAAAGCAGCAAACAAAGACCCAACAACGAGACAAAGACGGCACAACGAGCAAAGGCUCAGGCACGUUCCGUUUCAGGUCAUCCUUUACCAAAGAAGAAUUUGCGACUCUCCCAAAUGGCUGAUCUCGCGACAACAGCAACAAUAACAACAUCAUCAACCAACUCGAAAGGGCCGAUCCCAACGCCACCACCUGAACGACGUUUCAAUUUCGGCAAUGAUGAUGAUCAUCGCAACACGAAUGAGAUUCAGCCGUUGUUCACUAUUAAGCAUUGGGAUGAAACGACAUCAAAGAUGAUACCUUGUGUGGUGGAUCUUCAAGUUAGCAUGCUAUUUGGAAUGAAAUCGACGGCUGAUUUAUGGAAGCAGUAUCCGCAUUUGACGCAUCAACCCAUUCGCGUGGACCAAAAAUCUCGAUUGUGGCCAACGUUUUCAUCCAUCCUUUGCAACCAACCUCAUCAUGAUGCAUUCGAAACCAAACGCAACUUUAUUGAAUCCGACUUGUAUCUUGUGCCUCUCGACCAAGUAUUUACUAUUGUCAAGCAAGAUUACAGUCACAUGACCCAGCAUCUUACUACCCAGCCUGUGGAUACCACCAAUGACCAGGAUACCAACAAAGGGCUUCAACAUGAGACAGCACCUUCAGCAACUCUGCUCAACAUUGUAUCACGACGACCCGGUUGCAGCUUACCACCCAAGUUUGCUCUCAAGCUACAAAAAUUGAAAAAAUGA
Lichtheimia ornata is the source of this 2637-nucleotide messenger RNA. RefSeq lists its product as uncharacterized. Gene Ontology annotation, cellular component: nucleoplasm. Lineage: Eukaryota; Fungi; Mucoromycota; Mucoromycetes; Mucorales; Lichtheimiaceae. The transcript has 2 exons. Gene Ontology annotation, molecular function: protein binding. Bases 1 to 2637 code for a protein of 878 amino acids. The record is from RefSeq and is a predicted model, not a curated record.